Molecule: messenger RNA, 483 nt
Organism: Raphanus sativus (radish)
Lineage: Eukaryota; Viridiplantae; Streptophyta; Magnoliopsida; Brassicales; Brassicaceae
Exons: 3
Coding region: 62-295 (77 amino acids)
Source: RefSeq, a predicted model, not a curated record
GUCUACGAAAGUAAAAGAGAUCAAAAUCGUUCGUGUGUGUCGGGGAAAAAGAUAAGAAAGAAUGGGAGCAGCAGAAGAUGGAGAGAUUCGCCAAGGCAGCGAUCAAACUACGCAAGUCGCAAUUUCGAGAGAUCAGUUUCUCGCCUGGAAGCGCCAAAAGGACGCUGAACUAUCAGCAAAACAAGCUGAAGCAGCUAGGAAACGUGAACAAGACAUAGCAGCAGGCCGUGUCCCGAUGAAUGGCCGAGAGCUUUUCUUGCACCAGCCUUGGGUUUUUGACGACACCCACCUUUAGUAUUCUUCUUACUCAGGUACACCAUUAGAGAUACUCAUUGGUGAUUCAGACAAAGAUCAAUUGGAGAUCAGUGACCCAACUCUGUUUUUUUUUUUUUUCAUUCUGUUCUUGUACUUAUUUUUCCAUUUUUGUUUCAAUUAGACUGUUAUACUUUUUUGGAGAUUUUGAUCAUAUUUGCAUUUAUGGUU